Molecule: messenger RNA, 1123 nt
Organism: Notechis scutatus (mainland tiger snake)
Lineage: Eukaryota; Metazoa; Chordata; Lepidosauria; Squamata; Elapidae
Product: carbonic anhydrase 4-like
Cellular component (GO): plasma membrane
Molecular function (GO): carbonate dehydratase activity; zinc ion binding
Source: RefSeq, a predicted model, not a curated record
AUCCUGUUCCAUGGAUUCUCUCAAGAUACUCACAACCCUUACGGUGGUCUUUUGGCUUCCAAGUGGAUGUUAUGCCAGUUCUGAAGGAUCCUGGUGUUACAUGGAGCCACACUGUGGUCCUAAAUCCUGGAUAUCCCUUGGUCAUUGCAAUGGCAAGAGACAGUCACCAAUCAACAUUAUUCACAGAGAUGCUUCCCACAACCCCAGUCUGGGUCCUGUACACCUUGUUGGUUAUGACAGCAGCAAGAAGCUGCUGGAAAUCAGGAAUACUGGGAAAACAGUUGACGUAUCCCUGGGAGAUGGUCUUCAUCUCGCUGGUUUUGGCCUUCCCGCCCGCUAUACAGCCAAAUCCUUUCACCUUCACUGGGGAGCAGGUGCCUCGCGACCUGGCUCGGAGCAUCAGAUUGAUGGCAAACAAUACUCAAUGGAGUUGCACAUUGUACAUACCAGAAACAACAUGGACAUGUCAAAUGCUGUGAAGGAUCCAAAGGGCAUCGCAGUGCUGGCAUUUUUUAUUGAGGAAUCUGAGAAGGCUAAGGACAAAACUGCGGAGGCAUGGGAAUUGUUUGCCAAGAACCUCAAAAAAGUUUCCGAAAAAGGGGAAGAUGUGCAUCUUGACGGCUCUUUUUCUCUGCUGGAUUUGAUGGAUUCCACUAGCCUCGACCGUUAUUACCGCUACCCUGGAUCCCUUACCACUCCUGGCUGUGAUGAGGCUGUAAUAUGGACCGUCUUUGCUGACCCCAUCCUGGUGCCUCCUAAAGUGGUCAAGAAAUUUGCUUCAGAGCUCUCAUCUACAGAGUCUUCAAAGGGACCCCAGCUAAUAAACAACUUCCGUCCCAUACAGAAGAUUGGAGAUCGGAAAGUAGAGGCAUCUGAUGCUUUGAAGUCUGCAGCUGCCAUUUUUGUUUCUCCUCCAACUGUAUUUAUCCUCUUCCUUUCUAUCACCACCUUUCUACAAUUCUUCUAUCUGUAAGGUAGGAUGUCAGGAGUGAACCAGGUGGACUUGCAGUUCCUGAGAAGUCAUAGCUAACCUUUCUGCCCUCUAUAUCAGAGUUGGUAUUCAGUAAAUUCUGACCAGUUCUGGAGAACCGCUAGCAGAAAUCUUGAGUAGUUCGGAGAACUG